This is a messenger RNA of Meloidogyne enterolobii, 267 nucleotides long. Lineage: Eukaryota; Metazoa; Nematoda; Chromadorea; Rhabditida; Meloidogynidae. The record is from the annotation of a GenBank genome assembly.
AUGUCUCAUGUAUCAAUGGCUGGAUAUAAUACAAUGAAUAGAAUAUUAAAACUUUACAAAUUUGCUUUUGCUGCUUUAUCCUCUGCCGAUGAUUAUACUUUAACUAGUGCUGGAUUGCUUUCAAUUGAAACAACAAUUGCUGUUUUUAAUGAACCUUUAUAUGAGAAAGUAAAAGAAAACAAACAUUUACAUUGUUGGUUACGUUCAUAUCUUGCUAAUCGCUUAUCUAAAACUGCUCGGGAUUGGGUACAAUUGUUUGGACGGUAA